GAGUCGGUGGAAAGAAAGGCAAUAACUCACGAGGAAUUGUGCAGUUUCAGUUAAAGCCACAUUUUGAUUCCUCUUUUGAAUGCACUGUACCCGCUCAUGUUUUACCGCGAAUCACUUCUUCAUUGCCGUCGGCUUCUCUGACGUUUAGUUCAUGGCCGCAUUUGAGGGAGCUACUAGUUGCAGAUCCUGAGUAUUUCCAAUCACGUCAAAUUGAUCUCCUGCUCGGGGCAGAGGUUUAUUGUCAGAUCCUCCAAGAAGGGAUCGUUAAGGGACCAUUAGGGUCACCUAUGGCUCAAUGCACCGAGUUAGGAUGGAUAAUCUCAGGUCCGACUCACCCAGGAGCAUCCACUGGUAGCUCUUUCAGCUUUCAUGUAUCCAUUGAUGAAGAUCUCUAUCGCUUGAUGCACAAGUUCUGGGAGAUCGAUAGCGUACCUUCAACCGAUACCGUUCUUUCCGCCGACGAACAAUUAUGUGAAGAACAUUUUCUGUCGACCCAUUCCCGUAAUAAGGAAGGCAGAUAUGUCGUUAGAUUACCAUUUAAAAAAUCAGCUCAUCUUCUCGGUGACUCGCGGCCCAGAGCCGCUCGAAUUAUGCUUAGACUUUCUCAUAAACUCUCAGUAGAUUCCACUUAUGCGGGGCUUUACACCGAAUUCUUAACCGAGUACGAACAGCUGGAUCACAUGAGGUUAGUUCCUUCUCAAUUACCGGAGCCUCAACAAGUUUACUAUCUGCCGCAUCACGGCGUAAAGAGAGAGCACAGUCUCACUACUAAGCUCCGUGUCGUAUUCAAUGGAUCCAGCCCUUCGUCAUCGGGUUUAUCUCUUAAUGAUUUAUUGCAUACUGGAGCUAAGCUUCAAAUUGAUCUCUUUGAUGUGCUUAUUUGGUUUCGCCAUUUUCGCUAUGUAUUCUCCUCUGAUAUGGAGAAAAUGUACCGCCAAAUAGAUGUUCAUCCUCACGAUUGGAACUUUCAACGAAUUCUUUGGUGUGAUCAAUCACACAAUUUACGAGCCUAUCAACUAACUACUGUUACCUACGGCCUUGCAUGUGCCCCUUUUCUUGCGUUGCGCACUAUUCAACAGCUCUUAAACGAUGAAGGUUCCAAGUAUCCUUUGGCUGCUCCUAGCUUGCGCAAGGGACGGUAUGUUGAUGAUCUGUUUGGCGGGGCUGACACUGUGGAAGAAGCACAAGCAGUUGUGUCUCAGUUGACUCAGUUGUGCAUGGCGGGCGGUUUCAAGCUUAAAAAAUGGUCCUCUAACCAUUCAGAGAUUCUUACUUCUAUUCCCAAGGAUGAACAGAUACCUUAUUUAACCAUCGGUUCAGACGAUGACACUAUUGUUCAUACUCUUG
This is a messenger RNA of Cyphomyrmex costatus, 1347 nucleotides long. RefSeq lists its product as uncharacterized. NCBI's taxonomy places the organism in Eukaryota, Metazoa, Arthropoda, Insecta, Hymenoptera, Formicidae. The transcript has a single exon. The annotation marks the transcript as partial. The record is from RefSeq and is a predicted model, not a curated record.